Molecule: messenger RNA, 2246 nt
Organism: Cadophora gregata
Lineage: Eukaryota; Fungi; Ascomycota; Leotiomycetes; Helotiales; Ploettnerulaceae
Exons: 1
Coding region: 145-1968 (607 amino acids)
Source: RefSeq, a predicted model, not a curated record
CGAGGAAGCACUCGGUAAGCAGCGUUGUCAAAGGUCGGUUCACUACACACAAAAUCUCACUCCCAAUAGAAAGAAUCUGGGCUUCAAGAUUGGAAAACCACUAUAUCUGUCGCGCUAUGCUAUGACACGGAUUUCCAGCGGACCAUGACCAACGAACACUUUGAACCUGGUCAACACUGGAAUCCACAAAAUGACAUCAAUCCCUUGUGGAUCCUCGGAAUAUACCUGCCGGGAAUGUACGAAUCAGGCAAUUUGGACGAUUUUGACAAGACUUUCACAGUCAUACAACCCCACACUGCGGAAAUUAUCAAAAAGGCACGAGAAACUCUGAAACCAAUGGUCGGAGCCGCCAUUAGCGCUUACACCGCGUCAUCCAAAGACAGCGAUGACAACGGUACAAAGAAUGCGAUUGAAAUGCUUCUACCAGUGAAAACUCCAGACACAAUAACAAUGAUGUUGCUACAGAUUUUGCGCCAGGAGAGAGCAGUCACUGAUCUAGAAACUUCCUUGCGGCUUUCUCUGAACUCGAACACUCAGAUGCCUGACACGCCAGCGUGCAAUGAACUGCUUGAGAUGCUCCAGUCCAAAACAGCACCUACGCUGCUUGAAAAGUUCACAACGCAAGGUAUAAAGCUCCUGAGGAAGUGGCAAUCCUCGGACUUAAUUGUGACAUCACUGCCAAAGCUACCAGCAGCUGUAAUUAACUCGAUGGCGAUAUUUGAGGGAGGUGAUGAUGAUGGAAAUCUCGCCACGGAGCCAGCAACAGAGUCUGACGGAAAUGGGGACGAAUUGGACGCGGUUGAUUUAGGAGUAAGGCUUGGCGGUACUGGUCAGCCGCCUCUACAAAGGCUACUUAGCCAGUCACUUCUGGACAACCUUCCAGAGGUCGAGUUCUAUGACUGCUUUGUAGGGCCGACAACAGGAGCUCUGCUUUGUUACUCGCUUUCCGAACUUGGCAGUGAAGGAUGGCACCCUUCCUCGCAAUCGAUAUCCAAAGACAUCCUAAAGUCGAAUUCAAAUUCUCUAUCGGCAGUAGCCCAAAGAGCACAAUCCUAUAUGGAUGGACGGAUACUAUCAGAUAAAGAACACCAGUCUAUGAAAAGUGCGGAUAACGUGCUUGACGCAAGUUUACGCAACUUGGAAAACACAAUGAAUGCUCGGACGGGUGAAGCGAAAGAAAAGUUUGAAAAGAUAUGCGCUCGAAUGUGCGCUACAAUAGCAAGACCAGCAGGAAUGGACGACUUGGAUGCUAAGGCAUUGUUUUUCGGCCAGGUCUCUCAGCCUUUACAAGAAGACAAUUGGUACCAUGUUCGCAGACUCUUGCAGCUGAUGGAAAAGAUAGCGAAGCUAGAAGCAGCAAUUGCUGAAAGAUUCCAUAUGGACUUAAUGCUUAUUUUAGCAGCCAUCGAAGGAGGGACGAGUGACCCGAUUCCCUGGUUUAUUGCUCUUGACGGCGUGCUGAAAAGUCUUUGGGCAGCCGUUAAGAAUUCCACGAAUAGUACUUCGGGAUCAGUCCUGAGACUUGUUAUGGAGGAAUUGACAGUCUUUUCGCAUGGUACCGCAGUACUCGCCGUGGCGCGCCGCUUCGAAAUCCACAGCCUUGACGUAAAGGACGCUAUUACCGCCAAGGCAUCCAACGUAACCUCGUGGUACAGUACUUUAUUCAGAUACGAUCCGAGAUGCGCCAAUAGUCAAUGUUUGCGGCUCCUACCAGCUCCAGCAAUUGCUAAGACUGCUGCAAUUCGUCAAGCCUUCUCGGUAGGCACCCAGGAAGCUCGGAUCGGACAUCCCGCCAUUCGAGCAUUCAUAUCUAGAAAUCGGCUCCACGGCUUUCCGUGUUUGCUCUUCUUCAUUCUGUUCCGCCGACCGCAUGGUACCCUGGUCGGAGUAUUCUACUGGUUAUCGCAUAUGUUUCAUGUGCAAGGGUGUAAGUCCUCUCGUGGAAAGUGGUGGGCAAAUUUUGCGUGAAUUUUGGUGAUUCUGCAAAGUCUAGUGUCGCCGCUUUUCUUAUCCCUUGUUGUACUAUUGAUGUUUGUUAGAAGCUGAUGGGGUGGUAAAAGAAUUUUUGUGGAAAAUAUGCUGUGUGUGCCUUUCUGUUGUGUUGUUAGGUGCGGCAAGCGCUUGUUGUGGGGCAGGAAUGACCUGGGGAGUGGUGUACCUAGGAACCUAGGUACCUUGGGUACUGUACAGUAACGCGUCUAAUGUGACGUCGGCGCUUCAGUAGCCACUUAGAAGAAAAUGCCAAG